Molecule: messenger RNA, 1303 nt
Organism: Spinacia oleracea (spinach)
Lineage: Eukaryota; Viridiplantae; Streptophyta; Magnoliopsida; Caryophyllales; Amaranthaceae
Product: methyl-CpG-binding domain-containing protein 11-like
Exons: 3
Coding region: 112-1026 (304 amino acids)
Molecular function (GO): DNA binding
Source: RefSeq, a predicted model, not a curated record
AGUUAAAACAAUUCCCACACAAUUUCACGAGAAAGUGCGUGUGUGACUGUGUGAGAGACAAGGAAAAAAGUUGAAGGAAGUUGAGCGGGAAUUCUGUCAAGGCUUUCGAAUAUGGCGUCACACCUAGCGGAUAAGCCUGUCAUUCAGGAACUACCUACUUCUCAAACUACCAAUUUUGAUCAAGUUGUUACCAUCGAACUCCCCGCUCCUCAAGGAUGGACCAAGAAGUUCAUCCCGAAGAAGGGUGGAACUGGAACCCCUCGACGGAAUGAGAUUGUAUUUAUUGCACCAUCUGGUGAAGAAAUCAAGAAUAAGAGACAAUUGGAGCAAUAUCUGAAAACCCAUCCUGAUGGUCCUUGUUCAUCCAAGUUUGACUGGGGCACAGGUGAUACUCCCCGUCGUUCUGCUAGAUUAAGUAGCAAAUCAAGAGAAACAGACACACCAGAAAGUGGUUCGCGGCAGAAGAAAUCACGCUCAAACAAGGAAGAGACUGAUGGAGUUGAGUCUGCAGCUGCUGAUAGGGAAGAUGAUGAUGAUAAGACUGGGACUGGGGAUGAGAAAGAUGUGGAGAUGAAAGAUAACAACACUGAAGAGGAGAAAGCUGAGGAACAGAAAGAAGUUGAUGGUAAACUGGAAGAGCUGGAAAACUCUCAAGUACCAGAAGAGAAUAAGAAACACGAAGAAAACAAAGUGGAGACUAGUCAAGGGAAAGAGCAACCUGAGAAAAAUAAACCAGAAGCAGUUGAAAAACCUUGUGAUGUUGAAUUGCAAGGAGACACCAAUAAUGCAAUUCCAGUUGAAAACACAAAGGAGCCAACUGUAGCUAUCGUUCAGCCUGAGGAAGAUGUCUCCUUAUUAAACACAGAGAAAGAAGAAAUUGAGGGAUCUAAACAGCCACAGAAUAAAGUCAGUUUGGUCCAAGUUGGUAACACUGAUCAGGAGAAUCAACCCCUAAAUCCUGAUCAGGAGAAUCAACCCCUAAAUCCUGAUCAGGAACCGAGUGCGACUCAACCAAUUAGCUGUUGAGAUACAUCUAUCCUUGUUAGUCAAUCUUAGUAUUCUUAUUUUUGAACUGCAGUUUUAGUCCCAGAUGUUGUAACACUUGUAUCUGUUAGGCCUUGGAAUAGCAGUUUGACGAAGGGCUGUAUCGUCAGUCUGUUGUGUUCGUCAUAAUUAGGCGCUUAACUUCUGACAUUUUACUUCGGAAGCUCAUGUCUCCUUCCAAUACGUACAUUAGAUCAAAUUGUAAUUUUGUAACUCAUUUGCACUGGCAUGUGAUUAAAUAUUUGGGUGGCUUUUCCAA